Messenger RNA from Talaromyces atroroseus, 1071 nucleotides. RefSeq lists its product as hypothetical. Bases 1 to 1071 code for a protein of 356 amino acids. The record is from RefSeq and is a predicted model, not a curated record. The transcript is spliced from 2 exons. Gene Ontology annotation, molecular function: oxidoreductase activity. Lineage: Eukaryota; Fungi; Ascomycota; Eurotiomycetes; Eurotiales; Trichocomaceae.
AUGAGUCGUCGAUGGGUUCUUACCAGCCAAACAGGCUUUGAAACGUCGCUGGAGUUUCAGAAGAAUGCCAGCGCACCAUCAGCAGACACAUUAGCCCCUAAUGCGGUAUUGGUAAAGAUGUACGCUGCUAGCCUGAAUUAUCGUGAACUCGUCAUACCCGACCCAAACGGCAUCACGGGUCCGAUGACCGCAGGAAUUGUGCCCGGAUGUGAUGGCGCCGGAAUAGUCGAGGCGGUCGGUUCGUCCGUUCAAGAAUUCCGUCCAGGAGAUCGCGUUGUUACACAUAAUAUGCCGAAGGCAGCCGAGACCAGAGGUGACGAUGCGUUCGCUACCGUUGAGGACGUUCCGGGCAGCAUGGGACAAGGAAUGGAUGGAACUUUACAAUCAAAGGGUGUCUUUAUUGAGAAAGCCCUCGUCCAUGCCCCAAAAUCUCUAGACUGGUUGCCAGCUGCCACUUUGACAUGCACGUGGCUGACGGCGUGGAAUAUACUCUUUGGCGUAAAGGGCAGGGAGGCUGGUCCAGGUACGUGGGUGCUUGUUCAGGGCACCGGCGGGGUGAGCAUCGCUGCUUUACAACUGGCCGUGGCAGCUGGUGCAACUGUUGUUGCCACGACUUCAACUGAGGACAGGGCGGCUCGUUUGAAGAAACUCGGUGCUGUUCACACGGUUAAUUACAAUUCCAAUCCCGACGACUGGGGUCAAGAAGCCAAGCGACUAACCCCGGACGGUCGUGGCUUUGAUAGCGUUGUGGAUAUCGGAGGAGACCAAACAUUGCCCCAGUCUCUGGUAGCGGUGCGUACAGAUGGUCUUGUUUCGGUGAUAGGGCAAGUAGCCGAUAAGGGCCAGCCAGUGCCGUUGUUCUCAGUCCUGUUGCACACAUGCAUGGUUCGGGGAAUACUUGGUGGAAGUAGAAGUCAAUUCAGGGAGUUGGUACGCUUCGUAGACGAAAAAAACAUUUCUCCUGCUGCGGACGACGUGAUUUUCGAAUUGGCAGAGGUCAAGGAUGCCUACAGAAGACUCCAAGAGAAGAAGCAUUUUUCCAAGGUGCUUAUUCGCAUUGACCAUCCUUAG